UUGUUUCAGAGCUCUAUGCCAGCAAUUAUGACAAUGUUAGCAGACCAUGCAGCACAGCAGCUGCUGGACUUCAACCAGAAACUGGAUAUCAACCUGCUGGAUAAUGUGGUGAACUGUGUAUAUCAUGGAGUGGGGCCGCAGCAAAGAAUGGCACAAGAAGUGUUGACACACCUCAAAGAACACCCAGAUGCCUGGACAAGAGUGGACACAAUCCUUGAGUUCUCACAGAAUAUGAACACCAAAUACUACGCACUUCAGAUCCUGGAAACAGUUAUCAAAACAAGAUGGAAAAUUCUCCCAAGGAAUCAAUGUGAAGGAAUAAAAAAGUAUGUUGUUGGUCUCAUUAUUAAGACGUCAUCUGAUGCUGCAAAUGUCGAGAAAGAAAAGGUGUACAUUGGAAAGCUGAACAUGAUUCUUGUUCAGAUCUUGAAGCAGGAGUGGCCUAAGCACUGGCCCACAUUCAUCAGUGACAUUGUAGGAGCAAGUCGAACCAGCGAGAGUCUAUGUCAGAACAACAUGGUCAUUCUCAAACUGCUCAGCGAGGAAGUCUUUGACUUUUCCAGUGGCCAAAUGACCCAGGUCAAAGCCAAACAUCUAAAAGACAGUAUGUGCAACGAGUUCUCCCAGAUAUUUCAGCUUUGCCAAUUUGUAAUGGAAAAUUCCCAGAACGCGCCAUUGGUCCACGCUACUUUGGAGACCCUCUUACGUUUCCUCAACUGGAUUCCGCUGGGUUAUAUCUUUGAAACUAAGCUAAUAAGCACGUUAGUGUAUAAGUUCCUGAACGUCCCAAUGUUCCGCAAUGUGACGUUGAAGUGUUUGACAGAAAUUGCCGGAGUAAGCGUCAGCCAGUACGAGGAGCAGUUUGUCACACUCUUCACUCUGACAAUGUGUCAGCUCAAGCAGAUGCUUCCCCUCAACACUAACAUCCGGCUGGCUUAUGCCAAUGGGAAGGACGAUGAGCAGAACUUUAUCCAGAACCUCAGUCUGUUCCUCUGUACUUUCCUGAAAGAGCACGGAACGCUCAUUGAACAGCGGCUUAACUUGAGAGAAACGUUAAUGGAGGCACUCCACUAUAUGCUACUGGUGUCAGAAGUAGAGGAGACAGAGAUCUUUAAAAUUUGUCUGGAAUACUGGAACCACUUGGCGGCCGAGCUCUACAGAGAGAGUCCUUUCUCCACAUCCACAUCACCGUUGUUAUCUGGCAACCAGCACUUUGACGUGCCGCCACGUAGGCAACUCUACCUGCCUGUGCUGUCCAAGGUGCGCCUGCUUAUGGUGAGCCGGAUGGCCAAACCAGAGGAAGUACUCGUGGUAGAGAAUGAUCAGGGAGAGGUGGUCAGAGAGUUCAUGAAGGAUACAGAUUCCAUAAACCUCUACAAGAACAUGAGGGAAACACUUGUGUACCUGACUCACUUGGACUACGCAGACACAGAGCGCAUCAUGACUGAAAAGCUUCACAACCAGGUGAAUGGUACUGAAUGGUCAUGGAAGAAUCUCAACACAUUGUGUUGGGCCAUUGGAUCCAUCAGUGGUGCGAUGCACGAAGAGGAUGAAAAGAGAUUCUUGGUCACCGUCAUUAAGGAUCUGCUCGGUCUGUGUGAACAAAAGAGAGGAAAGGACAACAAGGCCAUUAUUGCCUCCAACAUUAUGUACAUCGUCGGCCAGUAUCCUCGCUUUCUAAGAGCUCACUGGAAGUUCCUCAAAACUGUGGUCAACAAGCUCUUUGAGUUCAUGCACGAGACCCACGACGGGGUUCAGGACAUGGCCUGCGACACGUUCAUCAAGAUCGCUCAAAAGUGCCGGCGCCACUUUAUCCAAGUACAAGUGGGAGAGGUGAUGCCCUUCAUUGACGAGAUCCUCAACAACAUCAACACCAUCAUCUGCGACCUACAGCCACAACAGGUGCACACGUUCUACGAAGCUGUAGGUUACAUGAUCGGCGCUCAGACAGACCAAGCUGUACAGGAGCAUCUUAUCGAGAAAUACAUGUUACUACCUAACCAAGUGUGGGACAGUAUUAUCCAGCAGGCUACAAAGAACGUGGACAUCUUGAAGGACCCAGAGACGGUGAAACAACUGGGCAGCAUUCUGAAGACCAACGUCAGAGCCUGUAAGGCUGUCGGACACCCUUUUGUCAUCCAACUGGGACGGAUUUACCUCGACAUGCUCAAUGUGUACAAGUGCCUCAGCGAGAACAUAUCUGCUGCCAUUCAGACAAAUGGAGAGAUGGUGACCAAGCAGCCUCUGAUCAGGAGCAUGAGGACAGUGAAACGGGAGACCUUGAAACUGAUCUCUGGUUGGGUCAGCCGAUCAAACGAUCCGCAGAUGGUCGGAGAGAACUUUGUCCCCCCGUUGCUAGACGCCGUCCUCAUCGACUAUCAACGCAACGUGCCGGCGGCCCGCGAGCCUGAGGUUCUCAGCACCAUGGCCACCAUUGUCAACAAGCUGGGCGGACACAUAACCUCUGAAAUACCCCAAAUUUUCGACGCCGUCUUCGAGUGCACUCUAAAUAUGAUCAACAAGAACUUUGAAGAGUACCCAGAGCACCGAACCCACUUCUUCUACCUGCUCCAAGCCGUUAAUUCGCACUGCUUCCCUGCUUUCCUCGCCAUCCCUCCGGCCCAGUUCAAAUUGGUGCUGGACUCCAUCAUCUGGGCCUUCAAACACACAAUGAGGAACGUAGCUGACACCGGUCUUCAGAUUCUCUACACCAUGCUUCAAAACGUGGCACAGGAGGAGGCCGCCGCUCAGAGUUUCUACCAGACGUAUUUCUGUGACAUCCUCCAACACAUCUUCUCAGUGGUCACCGACACAUCUCACACUGCCGGUUUGACAAUGCACGCGUCCAUCCUGGCCUAUAUGUUCAAUCUGGUGGAGGAGGGCAAGAUCACCACUGCACUGAACCCCGCCUCUCCCGCCAACAACCAAGUUUUUAUUCAGGAGUACGUGGCCAACCUGCUCAAGACGGCCUUCCCUCACCUGCAGGAUGCUCAGGUGAAGGUGUUUGUAACUGGACUGUUCAGCCUCAACCAGGACAUUCCCGCCUUCAAGGAGCACCUUAGGGACUUCCUCGUGCAGAUUAAGGAAUUCGCCGGCGAAGACACGACGGACCUAUUCCUGGAGGAGAGGGAAGCGUCGCUUCGUCAGGCUCAGGAGGAAAAACACAAAAUCCAAAUGUCUGUUCCGGGCAUCCUCAAUCCGCACGAGAUCCCCGAAGAGAUGUGCGACUGA
Molecule: messenger RNA, 3231 nt
Organism: Nerophis lumbriciformis (worm pipefish)
Lineage: Eukaryota; Metazoa; Chordata; Actinopteri; Syngnathiformes; Syngnathidae
Source: RefSeq, a predicted model, not a curated record